UUGUUGAGAAAAGCUUCGGUUAAAGGUUUACAAAUGGGAAAUCGAGGACAGAAACGAACGGAAACAGGCAAAGAAUUACCGGCAGAUAAGCGAGCUUGUUGUAGCUCAAUCCAAACUCAGCACAAUUCGCCAAAUUCCACUCCCCGUGCUGACGUGGACACUUCCUCCUCCGCCUCAGCUUCCAGCCGAUCAGACGGCGAACACGAGAAGGAAGAAGAUUCAGCUUACGGAUCUUGCGAUUCCGACGACAUGGAGCAACAACCACACCGCAUUUUAAGAGACUAUCAGAGAAGAAGAUCAUCGAGUGAUCAUGGAAAAUUGAAAAAUAUUUUGUCAAAUUUGAACGAAGAAGGAAAUGGAGGUUCUGGUCAAUUGGCUGCGUUGACAGAACUUUGUGAAGUGUUGUCGUUUUGUAAUGAGGAUUCGCUUUCCAGUUUGAUGGCGGAUUCUUUAUCACCAAUACUUGUAAAGCUUGCGAAGAACAAUGAUAAUGCUAAUAUAAUAUUGUUGGCAAUAAGGGGUAUAACUUACUUAUGUGAUGUCUUUCCUAGAUCAUCUGGUUUCCUUGUUAGGCAUGAAGCUGUUCCUGCUCUUUGUCAAAGAUUAUUGGCCGUUGAAUAUGUGGAUGUAGCUGAGCAGUGUUUGCAAGCGUUGGAGAAAAUAUCUCGUGAUCAACCACUUGCUUGUUUAAAGGCUGGUGCAAUUAUGGCUGUUCUAAAUUUUAUUGAUUUUUUCUCAAUUAGUGUGCAGAGAGUUGCACUUUCUACUGUGGUGAACAUUUGUAAGAAACUUCCUUCGGAGGGUCCUGCACCUUUCGUAGAAGCCAUUCCCAAAUUAUGUGAUUUACUUCAUCAUGAGGACCAACAGCUUGUUGAAAGUGUGGCAACUUGCUUGAUCAAAAUAUCUGAGCGAAUGUUUGAGUCUUCUGAGAUGCUGGAGGAACUUUGUAAGCAUGAGCUUAUUAAUCAAGUCACACACCUUAUGAACUUGAAUAGCCGAACUACUAUAUCCCAGCCAAUCUACAAUGGCUUGAUAGGAUUACUUGUCAAACUUUCUUCUGGUUCAUUCGUAGCUUUUAGGAGACUGUAUGAGCUAAAUAUAAGCAGCCCUCUGAAGGAUGUGUUAUCUACUUAUGACCUCUCACAUGGAAUGUCUUCUUCACACUUGGUUGAUGGCAAUUGCAAUCAGGUGCAUGAAGUUCUGAAAUUGCUCAAUGAGCUGCUUCCCACCUUGGCUGGAGGUCAUGGUAAUCAGGUAGUGUUGGAUAAAGAAUCAUUUUUAGCUGAUCAUCCUGAUCUUCUGCAAAAAUUUGGAAUGGAUAUACUUCCCACAUUGGUUCAGGUUGUUAAUUCUGGUGCAAGCAUAUAUGUUUGCUAUGGCUGUCUAUCUGUUAUCAGCAAGUUACUUUUUCUCAGCAAAUCUGACAUGCUUGUUGAAUUGCUUAAGACUGCCAACAUUCCAAGUUUCCUGGCUGGCGUGUUUACUCGAAAGGAUCACCAUUUGCUGAUGUUAGCUCUACAGAUUGCUGAGAUGAUCCUACAAAAGCUUUCUGAUGUUUUUUUGAACUCAUUCAUAAAGGAGGGUGUCUUUUUUGCCAUAGAUGCACUGCUAAUGACAGAAAAAUGCUCACAAGUGAUACUUCCUGUUUUCAGCGGUGUCCGACCAUCAUUUGAUUCAAGCCAAAAAUCUUCAGCAAUGGAGGUCCAGCGAUGCUUAUGUUAUGCAUUUGAUACAGUGCCAUGUUCCUCGGUUCUACCUUGCAAGCUUGACAAGGAUACUGUUCACAAUCUUGCAAAACAUAUUAAAACCAAUUACUUUGCUCCAGAAUUAUUUGACUCUGAUAAUGGAAUGACUGAUAUUCUUCAAAACCUCAAAACCUUCUCUGCUGCCUUGAGUAAUUUGAUAAUCAUGCCUCUUACUGAUGAAACUCCUGCUCAACAUGAGGAGAAGUUCAACAGUAUUUUGCAUCAAAUUAUGCUGAAGCUUAAUGGUGGAGAGUCUGUUUCCACUUUUGAAUUUAUUGAAAGUGGAAUCGUGAAAUCGCUUAUGCAUUUCCUAUCUAAUGGUCUGUACUUGAGGGAUAAUGUGGAAUUUACUGGCAUUUAUGAUCAUUUGCUUGUUCUGCGAAAAAGAUUUGAGGUGUUUGCAAAGCUGUUUUUGUCUUAUUCAGAUGUCCCUGUUGAGGACUUGCCUCUGUCAGUACUAAUACAAAAAUUGCAAAGUGCAUUGUCAUCUUUGGAAAAUUUCCCUGUUAUUCUUAGCCACGGAUUCAAGCAGAAAAAUUCAUUUGCUACCGUCCCAAAUGGACGUUGUGUUAUGUAUCCAUGUUUUAGGGUUCACUUUGUGAUGGGAGAGGGGGAGACCUGCCUAUCUGAUUUCCCUGAAGAUGUUUUGACUGUUGAUCCUUUUUCUUCAUCCGAUGCCAUUGAAGGAUAUCUUUGGCCCAAAAUUUUCGCUAAAAGAACAGAAAAUGGGGAAUCAGAUGCUGAAGCAUUGGAACAGAUGGAAAGUCAACCUAUUCUUUUAACAUCGAAUGCAAACUCCAGUCAAGGUGAGAGUUCAGGGUUUGUAGACCGCAUGUCCACUGAUUUGCCAGAGAUGCAGGAAGAUGAGGCUAACUUGUCACAGUUUGCCUCUGAACAAUUGCAUUUCAAAGAAUCAAAUUCUGGUGAAAUUAUGUCUUUGGAUGAAACAGAUAUGGGCUGUGCUGUGCAGGAACAACAGUGUCAUUCAGAUGCAACUGCAAAAAUGAAAACUCAGUGUCCUGCAUCUAGUGACAAUGACAUUGAAGAUUCCUCAUCUAGACUAUUGCUUUAUCUAGAAGGACAUGAACUCGACCGAACUUUGACACUAUAUCAAGUGAUUCUUCAACAGCUACUAAAUUCAGAGAAUGAAUUUAUUACAUGGGCAAACUUAUGGAGUCGAGUAUACACAAUAACUUACAAAAUAGCUGUGGAAUCUAAGCAGGUUGACCCUCAAGAAAAUAAAUAUCUGGAACUGAAGUCCUCAUCAAAUAAAAUUAUUGCUUAUCGGCAGAAUAUGGCAUUUUUCUCCAGCAUGUUUGCAUGCAAACUUGCUACUGGUUUGGAUAAGUCAAGUCCUAUUUACGAUAUACUGUUUCUGCUAAAAAGUUUGGCAGGCAUCAACAAAUGUUCAUUUCAUCUAAUGUCUUGUGAGAGAAUACGUGCUUUUGCUGAAGGAAGGAUUGAUAUUGAUAAUUUGAAGGCUAUGGUUCAUUCGGUACCUCAAAAUGAGUUUGUGAGCAGUAGGUUAACUGAAAAGCUAGAACAGCAGAUGCGGGAUACUUUUACUUUGUCAACUGGUGGUAUGCCUUCUUGGUGUAAUGAGUUAAUUGCUUCAUGUCCCUUUUUGUUUAGCUUUGAGGCAAGAUGUAAGUACUUUCGAUUGGCGGCUUUUGGUCCACGAAGAGUUCAACAUCAUGCCUUAUCACGUAGUAAUUCAGGUGCUUCAAAUGACAGACAACCUACCGCAGGUGGUCUGCCGCGAAAGAAAUUUUUAGUUUGGCGGGAUCAAAUUCUGGAUUGUGCAACCAGAAUGAUGGACCAACAUGCUAGUCACAAAGGACUUCUUGAGGUGGAAUAUAAUGAAGAAGUUGGCACUGGUCUUGGUCCAACUUUGGAAUUCUAUACUCUUGUUAGUCUUGAAUUUCAGAAAUCUGGCCUUGGCAUGUGGAGAGAGGAUCAUACGUCGUCUAUCACUUCAAACACCUUGCUUGCUGCAGAUUCUGGAAUUCUGAGAAAUGAUUUCGGGCUUUUCCCUUGUCCAUGGUCACGGACAUCAGAUUCAUAUAAUGGGAUACAGUUCUCUGAAGUAUUAAAAAAGUUCGUUCUUUUGGGUCAAAUUGUUGCAAAGGCUAUUCAAGAUGGCAGAGUCUUGGAUGUUCCUUUCUCCAAAGCCUUCUAUAAAUUAAUUUUGGGGCAGGAUCUUAAUUUGUAUGACAUCCAAUCAUUUGACCCUGAGCUUGGUAGGACACUGCUGGAGUUUCAUGCUAUUGUAAAUCGGAAAAAUCACCUGGAAUUUGUUUGUGGUGAAAACUCAACAUUAAAACUGGAUUUGUGCUUCCAGAAUACCAGGAUUGAGGACCUCUGUUUGGACUUUACCCUUCCAGGUUAUCCAGGUUAUGUUCUUUCUUCCGAGUAUAAUCACAAAAUGGUAAAUUUGACUAACUUGGAGGAUUAUAUUGAGCUUGUUGUGGAUGCUACCAUACAUACUGGAAUUGCAAGACAAGUUGAAGCUUUUAAGUCUGGAUUUAACCAGGUUUUUGCAAUUAAGCAUCUCCAUAUUUUUACUGAGGAGGAACUAGAGCGUUUACUCUGUGGAGAAUGUGAUUUCUGGGCUUUCAAUGAACUUCUGGAACAUAUCAAGUUUGAUCACGGAUAUACAGCUAGCAGUCCACCCAUCAUUAAUCUACUGGAAAUUAUACAAGAGUUUGAAUAUGCACAACGACGAGCAUUUCUGCAGUUUGUGACUGGCGCACCCCGGCUGCCUCCAGGAGGUUUGGCAUCUCUAAAUCCAAAGUUGACAAUUGUUCGCAAGCAUAGUAGCAAUUGUGCUGAUGCAGAACUGCCUAGCGUUAUGACUUGUGCCAAUUACCUGAAGUUGCCGCCUUAUUCUUCAAAAGAGAGGAUGAAAGAGAAGCUCUUGUACGCCAUAAGGGAAGGGCAAGGUUCAUUCCACCUUUCUUAGCUUUUUAAAGGUACAUAAUCUGUGAAUUUGUAAUUAUUAGGUAGGUGCUUGGUGUACAUGAAAAUGGCUGGUGAGUAGUAAUGGGUAGUGGAUAUUUGAUGGUUUAAAGAAGAGCUGAUUGUCACUGGCACAAGAGGAAGCUCUAGGAGGAUAGCUGACAAAUAUUUGGUGUGGAUUUGUAAAUAAGAGUUGAACCCAAAAUAGUUGUUUUCGUUCAAGUUGGGAGCUGUACAGGGAGAGAUGGACGUUUACAGAGGCUUGGGGCUUCAGAUAGGUUGGCUUUUUGUUGCUUUAUUAAUGCACAAAAAUUUGUACAUAGACUUUCUUUUUUUAACCAUAGAACUAGGUUUAUUCAGUCAAUGAAAACUGUUUCCCUUCAA
This is a messenger RNA of Durio zibethinus, 5087 nucleotides long. RefSeq names its product E3 ubiquitin-protein ligase UPL4-like. Gene Ontology annotation, molecular function: ubiquitin protein ligase activity; protein binding. Gene Ontology annotation, biological process: proteasome-mediated ubiquitin-dependent protein catabolic process; protein polyubiquitination. The record is from RefSeq and is a predicted model, not a curated record. NCBI's taxonomy places the organism in Eukaryota, Viridiplantae, Streptophyta, Magnoliopsida, Malvales, Malvaceae.